Panicum virgatum (switchgrass) is the source of this 1933-nucleotide messenger RNA. Its product is annotated as anthocyanidin 5,3-O-glucosyltransferase-like. The coding region runs from base 302 to 1786 and encodes 494 amino acids. Lineage: Eukaryota; Viridiplantae; Streptophyta; Magnoliopsida; Poales; Poaceae. The record is from RefSeq and is a predicted model, not a curated record. The transcript has a single exon. Gene Ontology annotation, molecular function: UDP-glycosyltransferase activity.
UAAGGGUUUGGCUCUUCGGCGCUAAUCUAAUCAAGCUGGAGAUUUCUAUAACACUCUUAUUAAAAAAGUAGCCUAAGCUUUUCAUCAUGUGCUCCUUCCGAGUCAUCAUGAUCCAUUAUUACAACCCAAAGUCGUCGCCUUGUUCCAUGAAUUAUUGAGAUUGCUGCGGCCAGGAAAGGCGCCUUUGCCACCGACAGUCGAGGCAAUAAUCAAAGCCGAAGCUCGAGUACUUAAUGUACGGCUAGUUCAUCAGUCGCGGCGGCACCACCACGGCCAUCCACAUCCCCGCCGACGCCGGCCCAUGGAGAAGGACGCCAUGGCUCCCAGGAGGCAGCAGACCGUGGUCAUGUACCCGAGCUUCGGCGUUGGCCACAUCAUCCCCAUGACGGAGCUCGCCAGGGUCCUCCUCCGCCGGGGCCUCGACGUCACCAUGGUGCUCAUCGAGCGGCCCUUCUGGCCCUCCGACUCCGGCGCCGCCACCACCCGUCGGGUCAUGGCCGCGAACCCGGCCAUCACGUUCCACGUCCUCCCUCCCGACCCGUCGCCCCCCGACUUCGCCGGCUCCACCAAGCCCCCGUUCUUCCACACGCUCCAGCUGCUGCGCAGGUACAACGGUGAGCUCGGGCGCUUCCUCCGCUCCUUCCCGCGCCGCCGCCUGCACUCCGUGGUCACCGGCAUGUUCUCCACCUACGCCGCCGAGGUCGCCGCCGAGCUGGGCGUCCCCGCCUACACGUUCUUCGCCUCGGGCGCUGGGUUCCUGGCCGUCGUGGCCCAGCUGCCGGCGCUGCUCGCCGGCAGGCAGGAGGGCCUCAAGGUCCUCGGGGACGCGCCGCUCGAGUUCCUCGGCGUCCCGCCGAUCCCCGCGUCGCAUAUGGUGAAGGAGUUGCUGGAGCACCCGGAGGAGGACAUGUGCAACGCCAUGGUGGACGCCCUGAAGCGCGUCGCCGACACCGACGGCGUCCUGGUGAACACGUUCGAGUCGCUAGAGAGCCGCGCCGUGCAGGCGCUCAGGGACCCCCGGUGCGUCCCCGGCAAGGCGAUGCCCCCGAUCUACUGCAUCGGACCCGUGGUCGGCGACGGCUCGCCGCAUCGGGAGAUGCCUCCCGAGAGGAGGCACGAGUUGCUGGCGUGGCUGGACGCGCAGCCGGAGCGCAGCGUCGUGUACCUCUGCUUCGGGAGCAGGGGCACGCUCCCGGCGGAGCAGCUCCGGGAGAUCGCCGUCGGCCUGGAGAGAUCCGGGCACCGGUUCCUCUGGGUGGUGCGCACGCCGGCCGGCACCGACGACCCGAAGAAGUUCCUGGAGCAGCGCCCGGAGCCGGACCUGGAGGCCCUGCUCCCGGCGGGCUUCCUGGAGCGGACCGGGGGGCGGGGCCUCGUCGUCCCGUCGUGGGCGCCGCAGGCGGCCGUGCUCCGCCACCUGUCGACGGGCGCGUUCGUGACGCACUGCGGGUGGAACUCGGUGCUGGAGGCCGUCGCGGCGGGGGUGCCGAUGCUCUGCUGGCCGCUCUACUCGGAGCAAAUGCUGAACAAGGUGCUGAUGACCGACCUCGACAUGGGCGUCGCCUGGGAGAUGGAGGGGUACGCGGCGGGUCGCGUUGGGGCCGAGGAAGUGGAGGCAAAGGUGCGGCUGGUGAUGGACUCGGAGGAGGGCAGGGAGCUCAGGGCGCGAGUGGCGGCGCGCAGGGAAGACGCCAUGGCCGCGCUGGAGGACGGGGGCACGUCGCAGGAGGCGCUCGCCCGCUUCUUGGCGGACGUGGACAAGCUCCGAGGGCAGCUCGGCGAUUGAGUGCUACUACUCUUCUCGAUUGCGCCAUCCCGUGUUAAUUUUGGGUUAUUUGUUUCUACAAAUUUCCAUCACUGUUUAUGUCAUCCUCCGACGAUUGUGUAGUUGACUAGCAGGAAUAAAGAAGCAGCACAGGGUUUUGCAGCCCAA